Molecule: messenger RNA, 282 nt
Organism: Hypoxylon trugodes
Lineage: Eukaryota; Fungi; Ascomycota; Sordariomycetes; Xylariales; Hypoxylaceae
Exons: 3
Coding region: 1-282 (93 amino acids)
Source: RefSeq, a predicted model, not a curated record
AUGCAGUUCAGCCUCAGUUCAGUCCUUGUCGCCUUCGCGGUCGUCUCAUCCGUAGUCGCUACUCCCACCGGUGGAGAUGAGGCGAGCUCAGCCCCUCAGAAGCGUGCUCAGAAUGGAGUAUGCAACGGCACCUCGUGCAAAUUGCAAUUUGUGAACUACGCCUGCACCAGAGGAACUUGUGUUGGCGACGGUGCCGGUGACGGCGCUUGGUGCACCGUUGAGGAAGGCGGAGCGGCGAACUGCCCACACUGUGGAGAUGCUAGCCUUUGCGCCAACCCUUGA